Messenger RNA from Fraxinus pennsylvanica, 690 nucleotides. The record is from the annotation of a GenBank genome assembly. NCBI's taxonomy places the organism in Eukaryota, Viridiplantae, Streptophyta, Magnoliopsida, Lamiales, Oleaceae.
AUGAAGCAUUUGGUUUUUGAGGCCAAAGAUGGAGAAAGUCUAGUUGCCCAUGGUGGUUCUGGAAGGGGCGAAUCGAAAUCUAAAUUUAGUAAUCAAAUUUAUAACUUCUGCAAGAAUAUGGGGCACAUUAAGAAGGAUUGCUACAAAUUGCAAAAUAAAGAAAGGUUGGCUGCAAAACGAUAUGUAACGCAAUCAGAUAUUUCAGAGGAGGAUUGGAUUCUGGAUUUAGCGUAUGUGUUUCAUAUGUAUCCUAAUAAGGACUUGUUUACUACAUAUGAUGAAAUCGUUUCAAAAUAUGUCAUGGUUAUGGGAAAUAAUGCUCAUUAUCGGGUUGUUAGAAUUUGUAUAGUUAGAUUGAAGCUAUUGGAUGAGACAAUUAGACCAGUUGUUCAGGUUCGAUAUGUUCCGGAUUUGAAGAAGAAUCUCAUCUCGUUGGUUAUCCUUGAUUCAAAAGGUUAUGAGUUUUUUGGUGGAGGUGGAGAUUUGAAAGUUUGUAAAGGUGCUCAAGUUUAUUGGAUGGACAUAAAAUGUCUCAAUUAUACAUCUUGUAGAGUCCUGCAGAAUCUAGAAGAGUCAAUCAACACAAGUUUAGUACCAUGGUGGACAUUCAGUUUGGUACAAUACCUUCAGGAGCUCGUAAAUGUCAGUUUUGAAGAAUAUAAUUCAGUAAAGUUCAAGAGAUAUAGAUAA